AUGGAUCAGGAAGUAGUGAAUAGUUUGGAAAAGUUGAAGCUCACAAAAGAAGAAGAAGAGGAUAUUGUUCUUGCGAAUAUUAACAGCUUUGAAAUUUUUGAAGAAUGCUCUUUGAGCUUAUUUGGGCGUUUACUUUCAUAUUGUCAUCAAAAUCUAAGAGCUUUAAAGAACACUUUAAAGGCAGCAUGGAAGAUGGAUUCUAAUUUAAGAAUUGUGGAAGUGGGGAAUAAUAUUUUGCAGUUUAAAUUUGGUUCAAGAUGCCAGUUAGAGUGGGUUGAAAAAAGUGGCCCUUGGAAUUUUGACAACAUCCUUCUCCUUCUUUGUAGGUGGAGGAAAGGCUUAACAUCAAAAAAUAUUAGUUUUUCUCAUUCUCCUUUCUGGGUGCAGAUUUGGGGUCUGCCAUUUGAGAAUAUGAUUGAAGAUAUUGGGAAGGAUAUUGACAGCAAGAUUGGAAGGGUGUUAGAAGUUGACAAGAGGGCUAUGCAAACAGAUCAAGCUAAGUUUUUAAGAAUUAGAGUUGAGGUACAGAUUGAUAAACCUCUCCGUAGAGGGGGGUAUAUUAAGAAUGAUGAAGCUGGUGGAGUUCUAAAAGUUGGAGGUGAAAAGGAAAAGCUGAAGGAGCAGUCCGUGACUGAAAAAGGAUGCUCGGCUUCUAUGGCAGUGGACAGUGGAGUAGGUGAAAAGUGUGUGGCUGGCAGCCGGAGCUCGCCUGAGCUGGUAGUUGGCGGUGGAGCUGAGGAAGAGAAUGGUAUGGUGAUCAUGGUGGAGGCAGCUCCCUUGAACAUGGCGAAAAGUCUUGUCACGUCCAAUCAUGGGGAAUAA
This is a messenger RNA of Quercus lobata, 822 nucleotides long. RefSeq lists its product as uncharacterized. The transcript is spliced from 2 exons. Lineage: Eukaryota; Viridiplantae; Streptophyta; Magnoliopsida; Fagales; Fagaceae. Bases 1 to 822 code for a protein of 273 amino acids. The record is from RefSeq and is a predicted model, not a curated record.